Molecule: messenger RNA, 1201 nt
Organism: Penaeus indicus
Lineage: Eukaryota; Metazoa; Arthropoda; Malacostraca; Decapoda; Penaeidae
Product: beta-1,3-galactosyltransferase 2-like
Exons: 1
Coding region: 5-1051 (348 amino acids)
Cellular component (GO): Golgi membrane
Molecular function (GO): hexosyltransferase activity
Source: RefSeq, a predicted model, not a curated record
AACGAUGUUCCGAAGGAGGCAAAAAAUCCUUGUGCCUCUCCUGCUCCUCCUCGUCUACUUUUUCCUGCGCCCUGCUAAGGACGUCAGAACUAGUCAAAAGCAAAUCAUCCAAGAGAUUCAGGGCCAAGGAGCGGCCGUGGAGGAGAGCGCAGAUCAAGACAUCGUUUUCGACGAGAUUAAUGCCGACUCUGCAGGGCGAGAAGAGGACGAAGGGCAGUUCCCUUUCAGGUUUCUCAUCGACGAGCCUCACUUCUGCGCCGAGGACCUUCUCGUCCUGAACAUGAUGCCGGUGAGCGUGGGCGACGCCGAGUCUCGGGCGCGGGUGAGGAGGAUGUGGGGCGCCAGGGACGUCGUGGCCUCGACCAGGCUCCGGCCUCUGUUCCUGGUGGGGGAGGCCCGUGAUGCCGAGCAGCAGCGCCGCCUUCAGGAGGAGAGCGACGAGUACCGCGACGUGAUCCAGGUGGGCUUCGUGGACUCGUACCUGAACCUGACGCUGAAGACCCUGUCGGCGCUGCACUGGAAGCACACGCGCUGCCGCCACGUCCCUUGGCUGCUCAAGAGCGACGCCGACGUCUUCGUGAGCCCUUGGGCCGUCUCGGAACUCCUUCAGAAAGCAACCGAGGACAUUGUCUGCCGCAUGCUGUACGCCCGAAUCGUGUGUCGACCCCACAACUGCAAAGACAAGAGAUGGAUCAUCCCGCCUGAACUAUAUCCCCACGACCACUACCCACCCUACUGCAACGGCCCGGUCUACGCCGUCAACCAGAAAUUCAUCCAGACGGUACUACCCGCCGCGUCCGUGAAAAACCCUUUCCCGAUGGAGGACGCCUACUUCACGGGCAUCCUCGUCCAGGGCACGAGUCUUCGCUACAAGGACAUCGCCAAACGCUGCCAGCUCUACCACCUGAAAGAGCCUCCCCACGACUCGAUUGCCAGCGGGAAUAUGCUCUUCGUUGUCAACCCAGAAGAGAAAAGCAGACGACGGUACACGCUCGAAGACCUCUGGAAGAGACUCAAGUCUUCGCAACUCUCACACAGGGCGCGGGGUUAAGUGUAGAAGGGCCCGAUAACCGGUUCUCUUCUGCUUCGUGUCGAAAUGGUUUUGAAAGAAACAGCAGAAGGAUUCUUUUCUUAUUGCUGAUGCAAAAUUACUGUUAUUACUAAGAGUAACAAUGAAAUAGUAGUGAUAACUACUUUGCUA